AUGAACAUCACUUUCGCAUCUUUCGAGACAUCGCCCCUCCAAUGGAUCUUGAUGGGCACAUUCAUCCUGGCAAUCUGGUACGUCACUACCGCCAUUCUGUCAUGGUAUCGCCUUUGUCAUAUUCCCGGUCCCACUCUGGGAUCGUUCUCCUACCUCUGGCUCUUGCGCAUCGCUGGCAGCGCCCGUCAGGAGGACAUCUACCGAACCAUCAACGACCGCUACAACAACCGCCUCGUCCGCGUCGGGCCGAAUGAGCUACUGACCGAUGACCCGGAAGUGUUGCGACGCAUAAACGCUGUGCGCAGCGACUACGGUAAGGACCCGUGGUACUGGUCCAGUCGCUUCAACCCGUAUCAAGAGACCAUGAUCACGACAAUUGACAAGAAUUUGCACGACAAGAUGAAGGCCAAAACGGCGGCCGGGUACGCGGGGCGUGAGGUCGAUUUGCUGGAGCCGAGCGUCAACGAGCAGGUUGUCAAAAUGAUCAAACUCCUGCGGAACAGCUAUGCAGAACCGGGCCGGCUGGUUGACAUGGGGUCACUGUCCUCGUACUUGACCAUGGAUGUCAUUACUACGGCGGCAUUUGGUAAGCCUUUUGGGCAUCUAGAGGCAGAUGCGGAUGUUUUUGGCUUCAUUGCACAAAUGAGGGACAACUGGCCAGUUGUGGCCCUCACUUUGGAUGCCCCGCUGAUCCGCGCUGUUCGAUUCUCGAAGUUGUUUUUAAGGUUGCUGGGCCCGAGGCCCACUGACAAGCAUGGCAUCGGGCAGAUGAUGGGUGUUGCCGAGAGACAAGUUGGUGAGAGGUUCAAGUCCACCUCGGAACCAAAAAGAGACAUGCUGGGAUCUUGGAUCAAGAACGGCAUGACUAAGGAGGAAUGCGAAGCUGAAGGCCUCUUUGCCCUGAUCGCUGGCUCGGAUACUACCGCCUCUGUGAUUCGUAUCACCAUGCUACACCUCAUGUGCAACCCCAGGGUGUACCACAAGUUCAAGGAUGUUAUUCGGGAAGCCAUCAAGUCCGGCGUAUCGACACCCAUUACGGCGGAGCAGGGUGGCAAGAUCCCAUUCCUACGCGCUCUGAUUUACGAAGGAAUUCGAAUCCGUGCGCCUGCAACAGGACUAUAUCCCAAAGCAGUUCCCCCGCAAGGGGACAUCAUCGACGGUAAGUUCAUUCCUGGCGGCACCGCCAUUGGCAUGAACGCACCAGGGAUGCUCAAGUCGCGGGCUAUAUUCGGCCCAGAUGCGGAUCUAUUCCGACCCGAACGUUUCUUGGAGGAGGACAACACAACCAGAACCAGUCUAGAGCGUGAAGUAGAAAUGGCAUUCGGUUACGGUCGGUACAUGUGUGCUGGAAAACCGGUGGCGUUCAUGGAGCUUUACAAGGCUUUCUUCGAGUUGAUGCGCAACUUCGAUUUUGAGCUUGCAGAUCCAGUCAGACCGUGGGACUCUUACAGUUACAACAUCUUCGUCGAAGAAAAUAUGUGGGUGAAGGUAGUGGCGGGAGAAAUCAUGUAA
Molecule: messenger RNA, 1512 nt
Organism: Colletotrichum spaethianum
Lineage: Eukaryota; Fungi; Ascomycota; Sordariomycetes; Glomerellales; Glomerellaceae
Product: cytochrome P450 monooxygenase lolP1
Exons: 5
Coding region: 1-1512 (503 amino acids)
Molecular function (GO): heme binding; oxidoreductase activity, acting on paired donors, with incorporation or reduction of molecular oxygen; monooxygenase activity
Source: RefSeq, a predicted model, not a curated record